UAUUUUCAGACCUACACAGACCUACACUAACUUAAUUUUGAGACAGAUGUUUGUAGGCUUGCAAUAAAUUCCUGAGAAAGAAGCCAGGGUUUUGUGUAUGUAAGACCAAGUGAAAUUGCUCUUUGCCUUACAUACAUUUUCUUGUUUUUAGACGCCCGGAUUAUUCUUUCAAAAUGGAUAAUAGAGCACUUGUUAAUGCAGUACUUUUGUUAAUUGGCAUGUUUGGUACAUCGGCGCAAAGAAGAGGUGAUACAGAUGACAUCGUGUCAUAUUCUAUGAGACAGGGAGAUAAAUAUGAUGCUGAGAUCGAAUUUCUUGAUUCAACAUAUGAUGGUAACGUUAGCCAAAACUACCUUCACGAUGGGCUUGGAAAGUUAACCGAUGGGGAAAAGGGAAACACAGACUUUAACGGACACGAGUGGGUAGGAUGGAAAAAUGAUACAAUAAUCGACCCGGGUCCGGUUGAAAUCAUAUUCAAAUUCAAUACAGUUCGAAACUUUUCGUAUGUCAAAUUAUUUUGUAAUAAUUAUUUUACGAAAGGCAUCAGAGUGUUUCAAAAAGCGGUUAUUCAAAGCAGUAUUGAAGGGAAAUAUUUUGAACAGAGGAAAACGUACGACUUUAUACGUGACAGUAUUGUACAAUAUGCACGAUAUGUUGUUAUUCAGUUGGAUCAUAUUAUUGCAAAAUAUAUAAAAUUAGAACUUUAUUUUGAUGCCAAAUGGAUUUUAAUCAGUGAGGUGAAGUUUGAAUCUAAACCAGCAUUUGGAAACUUUACUAAUGAAUUACCUCCGCCGACUCCUCUAGUUUCUACAACAACAGUUAAACAAUCUGGCAAAAAUGAGGGCCAAGAAACGGAGCUUGAUCCAAACAAUAGGGAUGACAUCGCGUCAUAUUCUAUGAGACAGGGAGAUAAAUAUGAUACCGAGAUCGACUUCUUUGAUUCAACAUAUGAUGGUAACGUUAGCCAGAACUACCUUCACGAUGGGCUUGGAAAGUUAACCGAUGGGGAAAAAGGAAACACAGACUUUAAUAGAGGACACGAGUGGGUAGGCUGGAAAAAUGAUACAUUAAUCGACCCGGGUCCGGUUGAAAUCAUAUUCAAAUUCAAUACAGUUCGAAACUUUUCGUAUGUCAAAUUAUUUUGUAAUAAUUAUUUUGCGAAAGGCAUUAGAGUGUUUAAAAAAGCGGUUAUCCAAUACAGUAUUGGUGGGAAUAAUUUCAAACAUGGAAAAACAUUUAACUUCAUACGUGACAAAUAUAUAGAAUAUGCACGAUAUGUUGUUAUUCAGUUGGAUCAUGUUUUUGCAAAAUAUAUAAAAUUAGAACUUUAUUUUGAUGCAAAAUGGAUUUUAAUCAGUGAGGUGAAGUUUGAAUCUAGUAAGUAUUUUUUCUCGUCUGUUGUAACAUUCGUGCUUAGUCAGCUAGUUGUAAUGUGAAUGCUCCCCAUU
Messenger RNA from Ruditapes philippinarum (Manila clam), 1448 nucleotides. RefSeq lists its product as uncharacterized. Bases 174 to 1436 code for a protein of 420 amino acids. The transcript has 5 exons. The record is from RefSeq and is a predicted model, not a curated record. Lineage: Eukaryota; Metazoa; Mollusca; Bivalvia; Venerida; Veneridae.